This is a messenger RNA of Balaenoptera musculus (blue whale), 1130 nucleotides long. It is a transcript of the gene ELOVL2, whose product is annotated as ELOVL fatty acid elongase 2. Bases 112 to 999 code for a protein of 295 amino acids. The transcript is spliced from 8 exons. The record is from RefSeq and is a predicted model, not a curated record. NCBI's taxonomy places the organism in Eukaryota, Metazoa, Chordata, Mammalia, Artiodactyla, Balaenopteridae. Gene Ontology annotation, biological process: fatty acid elongation, saturated fatty acid; fatty acid elongation, monounsaturated fatty acid; fatty acid elongation, polyunsaturated fatty acid. Gene Ontology annotation, cellular component: endoplasmic reticulum membrane; endoplasmic reticulum. Gene Ontology annotation, molecular function: fatty acid elongase activity.
CGGGCGUGGGUGGGGGUAAGAAGAGCGGGCGCGGCGGGAGCGCGGGGCAGAGGGACGCCGGCUACCCUGGACAGCGCAUCGCCGGACGCCGGGGCCGCCGCGCCGCGGAUCAUGGAGCAUCUAAAGGCCUUUGAUGAUGAAAUCAAUGCCUUUUUGGACAAUAUGUUUGGACCUCGGGAUUCUCGAGUCAGAGGGUGGUUCAUGUUGGACUCCUACCUUCCUACCUUUUCUCUCACUGUCUUGUACCUGCUUUGCAUAUGGCUGGGCAACAAAUACAUGAGGAGCAGAGCUGCUCUUUCCCUCAGGGGCAUCCUCACCUUGUACAAUCUUGGAAUCACACUUCUCUCCGCAUACAUGCUGGCAGAGCUUAUUCUCUCCAGUUGGGAAGGAGGCUACAACUUACAGUGUCAGGACCUUACCAGUGCAGGGGAAGCCGAUAUCCGGGUAGCCGGAGUGUUAUGGUGGUACUACUUCUCCAAAUUAAUAGAGUUCCUGGACACGAUUUUUUUUGUGUUGCGGAAAAAAACCAGUCAGAUUACCUUUCUUCACGUAUACCAUCAUGCCUCUAUGUUUAACAUCUGGUGGUGCGUUUUGAACUGGAUACCUUGUGGGCAAAGCUUCUUUGGACCCACCCUGAACAGUUUCAUCCACAUCCUCAUGUACACCUACUAUGGCCUUUCGGUGUUUCCAUCUAUGCACAAGUAUCUUUGGUGGAAGAAGUAUCUCACGCAGGCUCAGCUGGUGCAGUUCGUGCUCACCGUCACCCACACCAUGAGUGCUGUCGUGAGGCCCUGCGGCUUCCCCUUCGGCUGUCUCAUCUUCCAGUCUUCUUAUAUGCUGACGCUGGUCAUCCUGUUCUUAAACUUCUAUGUUCAGACAUACCGGAAAAAGCCAAUGAAGAAAGAUGGGGAAGAGCCACAUGCAGGGAAAGAAGUUAAUGGUUUUUCCAAAGCCUACUUCACUGCAACAAAUGGAAUAACAAACAAGAAAGCACAAUAAAUGUUGAGUAAGACAAAGCAUAUAUAAAUAGCCUAACAGAUUCGCUUGUUUUAAAGCAAAGACUGAAUUGAAAGUUAUAUAUGUUUUAGCAUAAACUAAUUUCUUUUGAGUUUAUAAAUCAUUUGUACCCG